GCACAACCAAACCCCAACACCUGCCAACUAAUUUUCUUUUCUUUUCUUUUCCUCCCUCUCGCUCCUCCCCUCCACCGCGUCCAUCCAGCCUGCGGCGAGGUGACGACGAAAGGCGUAGAUACUUGGCGCUUAGAGGAAACUCGCAAACUAUAGCGCUUAACGCCGGCAAAAAAGCAAAGAAGGGGAAAAAAUGUUCGCCGUUUGUGAUAGAACCGCAAUCAAAUCGGAUUAAUAUAAACGUAUAGUACAAGUACUACCGGUAUACGAGCGAAAAGUACGAGUAGUUUUCCGAACAAGGAGUUAGCCGAGAGAGAAAAAAAAAAAAAAAAGGUAAUGUCCUCCCCACCCAUCACCCUCAGAAAAUCGGCGGAGGCAUCAUCAGCAGCAGCAUUAGGAUGAAAAAUGAAAAUAUGACUCGAAACCCUGAAGCCUGACCGAAAGCCCGCUAUGGGAGGAAAGUAUGAAGGGGGUGAUGCAGUACGCAGCGGUCCAGCUUGGGAAGGGAAAACACAAGCGCAAUUACAAAGAAAUGCCAAUUUGCUGACUCGAGCGCAGCAGGUGUGCUUCUGUAUGUACCGCAGUUUGGACCUACGGUAGUUGCCCCGGAUGGCCACUGUACCAAACUUGCUUUGACUUACCACGGGUCCAGUUUCGCGGUGCUGAACCUGCUGCACCACCCGUUUUUCUCUCUCCAUCUCCGAGUUACCGCACAGUUGUGUACGAGCAAAAGAGCCGUGGCCAGGCGGUGGGGGAGGAUAAAAGAAAAUGGGGAAGGAAGAAAAAACCCCAUGACAGGGGUUCGGUUGGGUGGGGCGCUGUUGGGUUGGAUUGGAUUGGGCUUCUUGGAGCCCGUUUUUGGGAAACUGGUGUGGGAUUGGUAAGGGGCUGAUCAAUUAUCCUUGUCUAUAGCAUUCCCACUCCCUUCGACUAAUGGCGGGUACAGUUUUACGAAGUUGCGGUGGGCACGAAGUGAAGGAGCAAGACAAUAGACGAGAAAUAAUGUGAGAAAAAUAAUGUGAGGCAGGAAUGGUUCUCCCCCCCCCUCUUUCUCUUUCCUGCCCCUGCCCUCGCUCGCCUUACACCCUCCGUUCGUCUCUUGUUAUUAGACGAGUGAGAUUUGCUGUAUGGUAUCAGUUACUAUACCUAUCGAGAUAUGCAUCGAGGGUCGAGGGUGGUACAGGGCGAUGCCUUGAUCGUGAUUUGUAUUCUGGAUCUCCAAUGGCAGUCUGGGUGGGGUGGGUAAAUUUGGUUGAAGUCUUCAACCCCUUCUUUCAGCUAGGGUGGAGGGGAGCACGGUACAAAGCUUGUAUUGGCAAUUUGACAUAUCAUACCGGUACUGCAGAUUGAAGGCGGGAAAACUUUAAAUUCCUCGAAUAUGCCUUGGUACGGAAUAAAAACGAAUUCAAAACU
This is a messenger RNA of Tuber aestivum (summer truffle), 1410 nucleotides long. Lineage: Eukaryota; Fungi; Ascomycota; Pezizomycetes; Pezizales; Tuberaceae. The record is from the annotation of a GenBank genome assembly.